Molecule: messenger RNA, 858 nt
Organism: Raphanus sativus (radish)
Lineage: Eukaryota; Viridiplantae; Streptophyta; Magnoliopsida; Brassicales; Brassicaceae
Exons: 1
Coding region: 1-858 (285 amino acids)
Biological process (GO): regulation of DNA-templated transcription
Source: RefSeq, a predicted model, not a curated record
AUGAGAGGUUUCAAUAGACCACGAAAAAGUCAAGGGAGAGACUUGUUUUAUCAAACUCCGAGUCCGACUAAUUUUUCGGAAGAAGAGAUACAACGAAACAUCGAGUUCUUGAAGAAACUGCAAGAGGCAGAUGAUAAAACACUCUACCCUGGAUACGAACGUAUGAUGCAGCGUUAUCUAUCUGGCUCUAUAACCUACGUCCAACUCAGACGCGGACUGUUUGUCCUUCUCUGUAGAGACAGAGGUCUGGCCAAAGAGCUUCGUCAGCUUUUGUCGUAUUUUGCUUCUCCUGUAAGAAACCACUACAAGAAAGAGGACCCGAAAUAUGAAUUGGAACGCUCGGUUGCGUUCUUGCGCAAAGUCGAAGCGUUGGGAGAGAGUGUGUACAAGGCUUUUAUGGAUGCGUUAGGGUUUAGUGGUGACAAGGAGGUAAUGAUUGAACAGCUACGCGAGAUUUUACGCGGUCACGAGUCUCUUAAAGAGGAGCUUGAAACGUUCUUGAUCGAUAACCGUUUACUCAACCGCAAACGCGACUGCGUGAACGACAGGCCGUCGUAUUGGUUUAGACCUGAAGUUGAAAAGGGAUCUUCCUCUGGUCCGGUUUUAAAAUGGAAAUACAACUCUGGAGGUUCGUAUCGUCCUGAGGACUCAAUGGAGAAGAGGAGUGAGGCUUGUCGCGACGAGAAAAUGAACAGGUUCGAGGACAUGUUAUUGCAUGACCUAGAUUCGUUUAUUGAGUUUGGGAAGGUAUCGAAGGAUGACUUGAGAAACAAGAGACAUCGUGAGAUGCCGCGGGUAGGAUUGAGUGGACUCUUAGAAUGGUUAUGCAACGGUAAGAAGGUUCCACCAGGAUUUUAA